Messenger RNA from Colossoma macropomum (tambaqui), 4402 nucleotides. RefSeq names its product arginine vasopressin receptor 1Ab (gene avpr1ab). Gene Ontology annotation, cellular component: membrane. Gene Ontology annotation, biological process: positive regulation of vasoconstriction; G protein-coupled receptor signaling pathway; regulation of systemic arterial blood pressure by vasopressin. Gene Ontology annotation, molecular function: vasopressin receptor activity; peptide binding. The record is from RefSeq and is a predicted model, not a curated record. Lineage: Eukaryota; Metazoa; Chordata; Actinopteri; Characiformes; Serrasalmidae. The transcript is spliced from 2 exons. The coding region runs from base 1 to 1203 and encodes 400 amino acids.
AUGCGCUCCGGGGGUGCCAACGGCAGUGCGGAGGCGGCGGUGAACGGCAGCGGCGACCCGUUCGGGCGCAAUGAGGAGGUGGCCAAGCUGGAGAUCGGCGUGCUGAGCGCGACCUUCCUGGUGGCCGUGGCGGGCAACGCGUGCGUGCUGCUGGCCGUGCGGCGCGCCAACAAAAAGGGCUCGCGCGUGCACCUCUUCAUCAAGCACCUGAGCCUGGCCGACCUGGUGGUGGCCUUCUUCCAGGUGCUGCCGCAGCUGUGCUGGGAGGUGACGUUCCGCUUCUACGGGCCGGACUUCCUGUGCCGCGUGGUCAAGCACGCGCAGGUGCUGGGCAUGUUCGCGUCCGCCUACAUGCUCGUGAUGAUGACCGUGGACCGCUACCUGGCCGUGUGCCACCCGCUCGAGACGCUGCGGCGGCGGCCGGCGCGGCGCGCGCGCGCCACCAUCGCGGCCACGUGGCUGUGCAGCGUGGUGCUGAGCGCGCCGCAGUACUUCAUCUUCUCGCUGAGCGAGGUGCGCCCCGGCUCGGGCGUCUACGACUGCUGGGGCCACUUCAUCGAGCCGUGGGGCGUGCGCGCCUACGUCACGUGGAUCGCCGCGGGCAUCUUCCUCGUGCCCGUGCUGGCGCUCGCGCUCUGCUACGGACUCAUCUGCCGCAGCAUCUGGAGGAACGUGAAGGGCAAGGCGCGGGGAGAAGCGGGGGCGGUGGGGGCGCUGGUGGGGAGAGCGCGGGUCAGCGGCGUGUCCACCAUCUCGCGCGCCAAGCUGAGGACGGUCAAGAUGACCUUCGUGAUCGUGCUCGCCUACGUCGUGUGCUGGGCGCCUUUCUUCGUCGUGCAGAUGUGGUCCGUGUGGGACGAGGAGUUCUCCUGGCACGACUCAGAGAACACGGCAGUGACCCUUUCAGCUUUGCUGGCCAGUCUUAACAGCUGCUGCAACCCUUGGAUCUACAUGCUGUUCAGCGGUCACCUCCUCCACGACUUCCUACGCUGCCUCCCGUGCUGGCAGCCUGGCCGCUCAGGCCGCUCUGGCUCAGACGGCAGCGUGCAGAGGACCACCAUGGUGGGCAAAGCGCCUGCCGCCCGGAACCCCGCCGGUGCCUACGACUCAUGGAAGGAACCAUGCAACUCCCGCAAGUCCAGCCAAUCUGUAGUGCUGGACUUCCCUCGCAGAGCCAGCCACAACAUCCCGCUCAAGUCCUAGACAUGGCCAUGUUUACUCUUUACUUACUUUUGGGCCUGGACAGCGUUUUAGUCGUGCAACACUUUUGGGUCACUAUGUUGGUUCACUAGCUUAGUUAACAGCCACGCUGGUCGGAGCAUUGAGUGCGGUUGCCUAGGUAACAGCGAAGACUUUGGACCAUUUUUGGGCAUUGACAGAAUUGAUUGUGGUUGCCUGUAACAAGAAGACUUUUCAGCUACUUUUGGUCAUGACAGUGUUGAAUUAGGUUGCCUAGGCAGCAACAACACUUUUGGGCUAACAACCAUGUUAAUUGUCGUUGUCAAGGUAACAGCCAAAACAUUGAUUGUGAUUUCCUAGGUAACAGCAGCACUUUUGAGCUAUCAAAAGUGUUGAUUGUGGUUGCCUGGUAACAACAGCACUUUUGGACUGUCGACAGUGUUGAUUGUGGUUUCCUAGGUAACAGCAACGCUUCUGGAUCACAGCAGUGUUAAUUGUGGUUGCCUAGGUAACAACAGCACUUGUGAGCCAUCAAUAGUGUUGAUUGUGGUUGCCUAGAUAACAGCAACACUUUUGGUCUGUCAACAGUGUUGAUUGUAGUUGCCUAGGUAACAACAUCACUUUUUAGCCAUCAACACUGUUGAUUAUGUUUGCCUAGAUAACAGCAACACUUCUGGGCUGUCAACAGUGAUGAUUGUAGUUCCCUAGGUAUGCACAGCACUUUUGGGUUAUCAACAGUGUUGAUUGGGUUGCCUAGGUAACAACAGCACUUUUGAGCUGUCAACAGUGUUGAUUGUGGUUGCCUCGGUAACAGCAAUGCUUUUGGCCAUGACAGUGUCGAUUAUGGUUGCCUAGGUAACAACAUCACUUUUGGGCUAUCAACAGUGUUGAUUGUGGUUUCCUAGGUAACAGGAACACUUUUGGGCCCAGACAGAGUUAACUGUGAUUUCCUAGGUAACAGGAACACUUUUGGGCCCCAAAAGUGUUGAUUGCCUUGGUAACAGCAACAUUUUAGGCCACUUUUAGGCCAUCACAGUUUUGGGGAUGACUUAGGUACCAUUGCUACCUUGGCCACUUUUAGGCCAUGACAGUAUUGACUGUGGUUGCCUAACAACAACAACAACAACAACAACAACAACAACAACACCAAACAGUAUACUGGCACACAAUGAAAUACUUCUAAAUAUUAUGCAAACGUAUUCUCUGGACAGAAUGAAGUAAGCAUGUCUGUUAUUAUUAUCAUCACACAGGCCUGGGCAUCAGCCUAGUCAAUAACUUCAGGAAGUUUCCAGUGAGUGAAUAAAUAGGCCUGUGGUUGACAGUUUAAACUAUGCUUUCUCAUGCAGUCAACAAAUUUCAAUUUGAGUUUUUCUAUAUUGGCCAGUUGAGUGAAGUCUAUUUUAGGCUUAAGCACGGAUACAGAUGUUCUACGACAACAGAUAUCUAGUAGUAUUUAGUAAGCGAGACAUUCCUUUGACAUGGAAAUGCAUGCUUGCGAAAAGAGACAAAUCAGUCAAAGAAAUCAAUGAAGACAGAUGAAAAUGUAUAAUGAAUGUAAAUAUUUCUGAUUUGGUGUAAUAUGAAUGUGGCUGUGUGAACAAAGUCGGCAGCAAAACAGUUCAGCCGUCUUAAGAUUUCAUCUCUCGUGGUCUCUGUGCAGCCAGGAUGCAGACUGUGAAAGUGGAAUCAUUAAGCAGCAGCAGCAUAUAAAACACACCAGCCUGUUUUCUGAGUGACACGCUCACUGAAAAUCCGCAAAACCCUGUCUGCAGGGCUGGUGUUUGAGUCCCUGCAUGUCACUGAAGGCAUGCAAGAUGGAGAAAGCAGAAAAAACGUCAUACACUUCCAGCAUAGCCUGAACUUAACAUGGACAAUCCAAGCCUUUUUUAGGAGCCAGCUUUUUUCAGAGCUUUUUGUCUUUGGUUCUUUGGCUCAGUUGUUCUCCUAAAUACAUAGGCUUAACCUUUCUGUGCAUGCAUCUCUGCACCAGUUUCAGUUAGCUUAAACACUGUAAGCUUGGAUAAAAUUUAUUUAAGACUCAAAAGUGAUCAAGCUGUACCCUAUUAAGAUUAUUUAGAUCAAAACAGGAGAGUCCAAUCUUACCUGCCAUCGGUGUGGCUGCAGGUUUUCAUUUCAAACAAACCAGAACACACCUGAUUCCAGUUCUUCAAUCAAAUGGUUUCAGUGAUCUCCUGCUUUGCUGAAAUCAAACCCUGCUGCCACUCUGGCCCUUUGUGGAUAAGAAUGGACACCCCUCGAUUGUAGUACACUGAGCUGCAACCUGAUCCCUGAGGUUUCAACUAUUUCAUCUAUUUUUGAAUGCAAAAGUUUGGCAAAAAACACAUCUUCCACAGUGAACAAUCUUAAAUUUCUUCUGCUAAUUUAAGCACACACUAUUUAUUUAUCACAUGAUGUGUUAACAUAUUUUCACCUAAAGCCACAUUAUAAAACAAUUUUACCUGAAAAUAAAAUCAUUUUGAUGGUACACUGACUUAUAAUAGAGAGAAUGGCUCUGUCAUGUCUACUCUGGGCCUGGAACGCCUGCUAUAGUGCUAUGUAACUUUGGAGGAGCAGGCAUGAGAACUCUUGUGAGAACUGCAUAAUGCUUUAUGGCACCAACAACUAUGGCUGUUCAGCCUGCUUUGAGAAGAAGCCAGGUCAGUAUUCCCAGCAUGGAAAUCAUGGCAGAAUCUGCCAAAAGACUAAAGAAGAUGGCAUCGAAGAAAGCUAGGAAGAGAAAAAGAGAGAGUGACCGAGCAAGAGUAAAUCUCAGACUGGCUUUUACUCAUUUGCGAGAGCUAAAGGAGAUAAAAGGAUGUAAGACAGUCUCACGGCUAACAGGAAAACAACGAAAAUCGGACAGCAGAGUGUAAGUUACAUCACUGCCAGUGUUAUUUUUGAAAGACUGCGACGCAAGGCGUAACCUUAUCUGUGUCGCCCCUGUCUCACAGAAGUUUUGUAGUUUUUCUGGAUGCCAAAAGUCGCCUAACCUCAGUCCCAUUUCAGGCUAGCAUGCAAAGAAAUUAAUUCAUCUCAUGCCAAAAAUCUUGGUCAGAGUUCUUACGCCAAAUUAAACUUGAAAGUUUGCAACCUUCUGUACUAAAAUCUUUUAAAACUACUUACUGUACUUGUAAGUCAACAUGGUUCUUUCUCUUCUCUUGUGGUUGUUGUGCCAAAUUCCGUGUCCCUAACAGACUCCCCUUUGCAUGCUCAUGCGUCAGAC